This is a messenger RNA of Scophthalmus maximus (turbot), 1892 nucleotides long. It is a transcript of the gene ift52, whose product is annotated as intraflagellar transport 52 homolog (Chlamydomonas). NCBI's taxonomy places the organism in Eukaryota, Metazoa, Chordata, Actinopteri, Pleuronectiformes, Scophthalmidae. The transcript has 14 exons. Gene Ontology annotation, biological process: cilium assembly; intraciliary transport. Gene Ontology annotation, cellular component: centriole; cilium; intraciliary transport particle B. The record is from RefSeq and is a predicted model, not a curated record. Bases 354 to 1661 code for a protein of 435 amino acids.
CCUGGUUACCACUCUGCCCCACAAUGCAUCACUUCUAGAGGGAGCGUUUGAGGAAACUUGAGCAAUUUCAACUUGUUAAUAUAACGUAACAUGGCGCUACAGGUGGAAGUGUGUGUCACACGCGAACAGUUAUCUUGACUCUGCCUGUGAUCAAAUGAAGAGAAAAGAGAGACCUUUGCAUCGGACGCUGUUCUAAGGUGACGACGUCAAGCUGUUAGCUACACAGCUAAUGUUACUAGCUUCUUAGCUAUGUUUGCUAACAGCAUUGUAGCGCGCGACGGUGGACCCUGGUAAACAUGUUUGCAAUGUGAUGUGAAUGGAUACCUGUCACCUUUGGUGAGUAAACCAAGUAAAUGAUGGAGAAGGAACAGCACAACUCCGUGGUCUUCAAUGCUUCAAAAAGAGAACUUUUCACCACGAACAAUGGAUAUAAAUCCAUGCAGAAGAGACUGCGGGCUCAAUGGAAAAUACAGAGUAUGAAAGAAGAGCUGUCUGUGGAUAAGCUGAAGGGUUUCAAGUUGUGGAUCACUGCAGGCCCAAGGGAGAUGUUCACAGAAUCAGAGCUGGAGGCACUGAGGCACUACCUGGAUGGAGGAGGAAACGUCCUGGUGAUGCUCGGUGAACGGGGAGAAAUUAAAAAUGACACAAACAUCAACUUUCUUCUAAAGGAGUUUGGAAUAAAAGUUAACAAUGAUGUUGUUGUAAGGAAUGUGUAUUACAAAUACUUCCAUCCGAAGGAGGCGCUCGUGUCCAAUGGUGUAUUGAACAGAGAGAUCAGCCGGGCUGCUGGCAAAGUGGUCACAGGAAUAAUUGAAGAGGAAAAUAUUGGAAACAAUGCACAGGCUCUCACGUUUGUGUACCCAUAUGGUGCCACACUGAAGGUGAUGAAGCCUGCUGUGGCUGUUCUUUCAACUGGCUCAGUCUGCUUCCCCCUCAACAGGCCUGUCUUGGCCUUCUAUCAAGGAAAGGAGGCUGGCAAACUGGUUGUGCUGGGUUCCUGUCACAUGUUCAGUGACCAAUACAUAGACAAAGAAGAGAACAGUAAAAUUAUGGAUGUCGUGCUCCAGUGGCUCAUGACUGAUAAUAUUCAGCUGAACCAGAUCGACGCAGAAAACCCUGAGAUAACAGAUUACACCAUGUUGCCAGACACGGGGUGCUUGUCAGAACAGCUCAGAGUGUGCUUACAAGAGGGUGACGAAAACCCCAGGGACUUCAACUCUCUCUUUGACAUGUCUUUAUUCAAUUUGUCUACCGACACUUUACCUCAAGUCAUUAGUGCUUACAAGCAGCUUAAUGUCAAAGAUGAGCCACUUCAACUGAUCACACCACAGUUUGAGACCCCGCUGCCUCAGCUUCAACCUUCUGUCUUUCCACCUGCCUUAAGUGAUUUACCUCCACCCAUGUUGGACCUGUUUGAUCUAGAUGAAAUGUUUUCUUCUGAGAAAGUGCGCCUAGCACAGCUCACCAACAAAUGUACAGACGACGAUCUUGAGUUCUAUGUGCGGAAAUGCGGAGAAAUUUUGGGCGUGACUCCAAAGUUGGAUAAAGAUCAGAGGGAUGCCAAGCACAUCUUGGAACACAUUUUCUUCCAGGUUGUAGAGUUCAAGAAACUCAAUCAGGAGCACGAGGUUGACGCUGAGGCGCAAUUCACUCCAUUGUGAGUGGAUUCAAGAAACAUGCUUAAUAUUUUCAACUCUGCCGUUUCAUUAUACCUGUUUUAUGACCUAGCAAUCUUCGAGUAAAAGAGACCGUUGAACUUAAAGGUCAUCAACAUGGUACUGUUGUGCUUAGAACUAUGAACUUGAGUAUCUUUAUAACCCCUUUUGUAUUAAAUUAUGGAAAAAUAUGUUGUAAAAAUAAACUCAAGCAAAAUAAAAUCUGUUUCACUUCUA